GCUUACAUCGAAUGGUUUGAACCAUUCACUUCGGCUCCCGAUCGACAUCACGGACUUUACAAGCUCUCGCGAUCAUUGCGCGGUGGUGAAAAAGUAGCAAGUAUCGUGCCAUUGGCCAAUAUUGUGCGUAGUGUCCAUCUGAUGCCGAAUUUUGGAGCUGUUGUCCCGCGAGAGUGGACGAGUGAUACGGUUCUCGAUAAUUGUAAUACUUUUUGGUUGAAUUCAUACAUAGAUAGAUAUACUUUUUCUUUAUUCAAAUGA
Messenger RNA from Suillus subalutaceus, 261 nucleotides. RefSeq lists its product as uncharacterized. The transcript has a single exon. Lineage: Eukaryota; Fungi; Basidiomycota; Agaricomycetes; Boletales; Suillaceae. The annotation marks the transcript as partial. The record is from RefSeq and is a predicted model, not a curated record.